AUGAUGAAUGGACCAAGUGCUGAAGCACCUCGCCGCGCCCAUCUCUACGUUGGCAAUCUGUCGCCUCGCGUGACAGAGUACAUGCUGACCGAGAUUUUCGCAGUGGCUGGUCCGGUGCAGCACGUGAAAAUCAUUCCAGACCGCAACUAUCAGCACGGCGGCCAGAACUAUGGUUUCGUCGAGUACAUGGACAUGCGUGCUGCCGAGACCGCGCUUCAAACGCUCAAUGGCCGCAAAAUAUUCGAUACUGAAAUUCGCGUGAAUUGGGCAUACCAAGGCACCCAGAACAAAGAAGAUACCAGCAACCAUUACCAUGUAUUCGUGGGCGAUUUGUCCCCAGAAGUCAACGAUGAAGUCCUCGCAAAGGCCUUUGCAGCAUUUGGCAGCCUCAGCGAUGCACGUGUCAUGUGGGACAUGAACUCGGGCAAGUCGCGUGGAUACGGGUUCCUCGCGUUUAGGGACAAGACCGACGCGGAGCAGGCGAUUGCUACCAUGAAUGGCGAGUGGCUCGGCUCCCGCGCAAUUCGCGUCAACUGGGCCAACCAAAAGACCCAGUCGGGCGGCGGAGGCGGAAUGCCACCCGGCAUGCCCUCGAUGGGCGAUUCGAUGGGAAUGGGUGGUGGAGCGAUGGGUGGUGUUCCUGCUCCAAUGAAUUUCCAAGGUGGCCCGCUCUCAUACGAAUCCGUUGUCUCCCAGACACCCGCCUACAAUACGACCGUUUACGUCGGUAACCUGGUUCCCUACUGCACGCAGGCAGAUUUGAUUCCUCUGUUCCAAUCGAUUGGCUAUCUGUCCGAGAUCCGCAUGCAGGCUGAUCGAGGGUUCGCGUUUGUCAAGUUGGACACCCACGAGAAUGCGGCAAUGGCGAUUGUGCAGCUGCAGGGUCAGCUUGUGCACGGCCGCCCAAUCAAGUGCAGCUGGGGCAAGGAUCGGAGUGCAGCUGAUACUGGUGCCCCUGGCAGCAUGAUCACCCCCGCAACUGGGGCUGGCGCCUAUGGCGGAGUACCUAUGUACGGCAUGCCUCAACCCAACGCGUAUGCUCAAUACGGAUUCGGGGGCGCUGGAUAUGGCGGAUUUGCUAAUGGGCAAGGCAACGCUGGUAUGCCCCAACCCAACCCCGCCCAGGCCGGAGCUGGAAUGGGUAUGGGACAAGACAAUGCCGCCAUGGGUGGUCAGGGCAAUACCGCUCCUGGCCAGUGGGGUGCAAGCGACCCGAGUGCAUUCUACCAGCAGCAAGCGUACUGGGGAGGCAAGUUCACUUGA
This is a messenger RNA of Rhizoctonia solani, 1263 nucleotides long. Its product is annotated as RNA recognition motif protein. Gene Ontology annotation, biological process: nuclear-transcribed mRNA catabolic process, nonsense-mediated decay; regulation of mRNA stability; cytoplasmic stress granule assembly. The record is from RefSeq and is a predicted model, not a curated record. The transcript has 3 exons. Gene Ontology annotation, molecular function: mRNA binding. Gene Ontology annotation, cellular component: cytoplasmic stress granule. Bases 1 to 1263 code for a protein of 420 amino acids. Lineage: Eukaryota; Fungi; Basidiomycota; Agaricomycetes; Cantharellales; Ceratobasidiaceae.